Messenger RNA from Leptomonas pyrrhocoris, 2154 nucleotides. RefSeq names its product TATE DNA Transposon. Bases 1 to 2154 code for a protein of 717 amino acids. Lineage: Eukaryota; Euglenozoa; Kinetoplastea; Trypanosomatida; Trypanosomatidae. Gene Ontology annotation, biological process: proteolysis; DNA integration; DNA recombination. Gene Ontology annotation, molecular function: DNA binding; cysteine-type peptidase activity. The transcript has a single exon. The record is from RefSeq and is a predicted model, not a curated record.
AUGCCUAGAAAGAGGUACAUCAAGUGCACGAGGUUGUUUAGCGUUACAAAGGAUCGAGUAAAGGCAGUGGUAAAGCAGGUGCGGGAGACCCGGGAGAACUUCUAUUUCCCACUCCACACGAGACACCACUGGCUGGCGGGUAUCCUGAUGCUGGACAACGACCCCACGCAGUUGCGACUCCGAGUUUUUGACUCCGCUCCGUCGCACGUGGUCCGAAAGGAGGUAAAACUCGCUUACAAAAACAUCGACCCUACCAUUCAGAUUUCGUUCGUGAAGUGCACACGCCAGGAACGGAACAGCAAUGACUGUGGCAUCUACAUGCUGGCGCACAUCUUCUCCGACGCCAUGAAAGAGCGCAUUGUUGAUCCCACAACGGCCCCGGCCCGAGUCCGGCCUUUUCUCUACAAGGCUCUGAAGAUGAAGCCAGGUAAGAAGGUCUUCUUGGAAAACCUGCGUAAGCUCCUCGGCGAGCGAACGGCACAAAAGACAACGACAACGAGCUGCGUGAUGAAAGGAGGCGCCUCAGACUCGGACGAGGAUGACAUUCUCUUGCGUGAUCUGGUGGCGGAAAGGCGGUGCGACGCAACUCGCAGAGCGGAACAGGACGAACGAACCCAGGAGAUUCUAGACGAAGCGGAGCAGCACAGGGAAGCGCUGGUCCGAAGGAACAUGACAGGCUUCAUGGCCUCGGUGGCGCUUCACAGGCGGUGCUUGGGGGUGAAGAUCGCACUCUCGGUUGACGCGCUCAGUAUGCGAAAGCUACGGAUGCAUAUCGAAACUGAUGACCCAAAUCAAAUUCUGGAAAUGCUCCCGACGGCUGUCCACCCGUACCGGGGUGAGGUUGCUGAGGAAGACGCGGCGGCCCGCCCACAGGACGACCCGUACAUUCUCCGGAAGACGGAGGACGGGGCACUGCCGCGAACCCUGCGAGGGGUACGUUUCGUACUCGGGAUUACAACCAGAAUACAAGAGACCACACCGGCCACACAGCGAGGGAACUCCCGACCGAGGUCCUCCCCCAGUACACCGCGCGACGUUGAACCGCGCACAAACACAUACUUCGCACUCACGGAAAUCGCAGCAGAGGCGCAGUGGGGCUUGUACAUGCCAACUGCAGAAACCCCACCAAGUGCAGAGGAAGUACCGGAUCGAGCGCGCCUUUUAAACGAAGAGGCACCGGGUUUAAACGGGAGGGGCAGUCGUCCGCGUGGGUACGUCUGCCCCCGUCACUGGCGUGUUUACGCUGGAAAACCCGCGAAGACGUCGCAAGCAGCCUGGGAGAAACUCUCGCCGCACACACGGAGGCAACACCGAAUCGCGAUCGAAGAUCUGGCGAACAUGCCACACGACCUUCUGGCACUCGAUCUGGCAGCCGCGGCCAUCAGAAUCAUACACAGGAUGGCGAAGCUGCGGAAGUGGAAGGCGUCCACAAUAGUGAGCAAGUUUGCAACGAUGCACGGAGCGCUGAUGCACUUGCCCCUCUACACGGACCAGCCACAUCCGAUCAACCUGAAAGAGUCACCAGAGUGGACGUCGGCUUACGGACGGUGGCACCAGCUGAUGAACAGCGACAUCCCAAACCCACCACCGUUUAUCCUGAAGCACCAGGUGGACGCCGCUGCGUACCAGCUCCUAUCAGAUCCCGAGGCUCGCCUCUUCCUUAUGAUGAUGUGGAGUUUCGCAGCGAGGCCAGGCGACAUCGGGGGGUUGAAGCCGACGGACGUGCACAUGCAGACCCCCACUCGCGAAUCGUACCCAGUGGGCCUGACGUACAGGAAGGGAAAGGCGACACAUUUCCGCGGUCCCUACCCGGUGGCCUCGCACCUCAGCAGGCAAGACGGCGCGCAGCUCGCGCACCUGUUGUCUCAGCGACCCGCGAACAGUCCCCUGUUCAAGGAUCCACCGGCGAUGAAGAAGAAAGUGCGCGCAGCGCUGAAGUCAGUGGUCCCGGAGCUGGAGUUGGCGUCGUUACGGAAAGGAGCGGUACACCGCCUGGCGAGGGCGAAAGUGGCGGAGGAAGACAUCAUGCGCCUGACGGGCCACACAUCCGUCAUCACGUUGAGGCGAUACCUCAACUAUUCGGAGCAGCCCACCCGGGAGGCCGCAAUGGCGCAGGACAGCGCCUCAGCCCUCCUCCGAGACCCAACGCCUUAG